This is a messenger RNA of Salvia splendens (bonfire salvia), 2373 nucleotides long. Its product is annotated as ankyrin repeat-containing protein At5g02620. Bases 28 to 1335 code for a protein of 435 amino acids. NCBI's taxonomy places the organism in Eukaryota, Viridiplantae, Streptophyta, Magnoliopsida, Lamiales, Lamiaceae. The transcript is spliced from 3 exons. Gene Ontology annotation, molecular function: protein binding. Gene Ontology annotation, cellular component: plasma membrane. The record is from RefSeq and is a predicted model, not a curated record.
ACUAGAGAAACAAAGGCCAUUAAACAAAUGGUGAGUGAAAAAGUAAAAAUGAAACUGUACAACGCUGCAUCACAAGGAGAUGUAACAACACUUGUGCAUCUACUUGAAGAACAUCCUUAUCUUGUUCAUGGACUCUCAUUUCCAUGUUCAAGAAAUCUUCUACACAUCGCAGCAAUGCAUGGACAGACAUCCAUUGUUGAACAAGUGCUCAACCUUAAUCCGGAGCUAGCGCGUAUUUCUGACUCCCAAAAAUCAUCGCCUCUCCACAUUGCAUCAGCACGAGGCCACGUCGAGAUUGCCUCGAAAUUGCUGGCAGUAGCCCCGGAGAUGUGCUGGUGGCGCGACAAACAAGGCAUGAAUCCAGUUCAUGUCGCAGCCAUGAAUGGGCAUGUCGAGAUUCUAGAACUUCUCCUCCUAGAUAGUUGUAUGCCCGCAAUGGAGAGACUCCACCGCGGCCAGACUGUGCUGCAUUUGUGUGUGAAACAUGCUCAGCUUAGAGUGUUGAAGGUUUUGGUGGAAAAGUUGGGAGAGCUUGUGUGUGCAAAGGAUGAUGAUGGGGAGACAUUAUUGCAUUUGGCUGUUAGGGGCAAUCAACUUGAGACUAUACAAUACUUGGUGGAAAACCAAGCCGUAGAGAAGCAAACACGAAAUUCCAUGGGCAAAACUGCCCUCCAAAUCCUGAAGGAGGGUCCUCCGACCACCGCGGCCACCUACUUACAGAUGAAAAACCUAUUAAUAAAUCUCACAAACGACUCAUUAAUGGAAGUCCUCCCCAAGAUGUCUGACGUCACAAUGGUGGUGGUGAUUCUGAUUGCCACGAUGGCCUUUCAGGUGGCUGUCAGCCCCCCAGGCGGCGUAUGGCAAGAUGACAAAUCAUCACACAGAGCCGGCGAAGCAGUGCUGGCAACCACUAAUCCCAAGGUAUACAGACACAUGGUACGCGCCAACACCACAGCCUUCGUGUCAUCCCUCAUCACAAUCUUCCUCGUCACCACAGGGCUCCCGGCUACGCACUUCUUCUUCAUGGCAGUGGCCCUUUACGCGAUGUGGGUUGCGCUAAUGGCCAUCGCAAUCAGCUAUGUGAUGUCGGUGGAUGUGACAACUCCGAAUCAGAGGAUGCAUUCGGUAGGAAACGUGAUUAUGAUGGUGGUGGCGGGGGCGCUGAACAUGUUCGGAUGGGUAUUGGUGUAUGUUGCUGUAAGGCAUUUGUAUCGGUCAUGGAAGAAUAAGAAGCGACGGCAACAAGAUCUUGGUGGUGAUGCUUUCAUACGACGCGUUUUCUAUCGGAUUUUUCACCUGUUGGAGACGAGGGGUUUUUCGAGAGCCGACCGUUGAUUUGAAAAAGAUGAUUUUAUUGUUCAAAUUUCAAAUGUUCCAUUAUAAAUGAUCUAGUAUGAAUGUGUGAUGUCCUUAUAGAUCGAUCAGAUGGUGUUUAAGGAGGUAAUUGUGUAUGUAGUAUUUAAUUAUGCGUGUGUGCAUUAUAUAAGUAUAUGAAGUAUAUGUGCAAGGUGUGUAUUGUGUGCGUGCACGGUGUGUGAAUUGUGUGUUGAGAAGUCCCCCCCAUAAUCUUGUUUCCCGUGGGAGGGCUGAGCUUAGAUGGAGUGAUCGCAUCAAUCGACUUUAAGAAGGUGACGAUGACAGCUAUCCCAUGGUGAGGAUGGACACCAAAAUGAAGGCUACUGUGUAAUUUUCCAGCUGGACCCUGAAGGUGAAGAGGUACAUCGCCGUCAUGUUGGCGAACCUAAUGAUCAUGUAAGCAGUGGGAUUGGUGGAUGCCAUCACAGCCUGCCCGGCUCUUCGAGAGUUCUUGGGGUCGUCAUCAGCCCAUACUCCGCCCGACUGGAAGGCCAUCGUGGCGAUCAGGACUACCACCACCAUCAUGGUGUUGCUCAUCUCCGGGAUCCCUUUUAACAUUCUAGAAUUUCAACAUGCCCAUUCAUGGCUGCAACAUGAACCGGAUUCAUGUAGCCAGCAAUUUCGAGGCAAUCUCGACGUGCCCUCCUGCGGCUGCUACAUGUAGAAGAUUUCUUGAGCAUGGAAAUGAGACUCCAUGAACAAGAUAUGGAUCUUCUUCAAGUAGAUGUACAAGUGUUGUAACAUCCCCAUUUGAUGCAGCGUUGUAGAGUUUCUUUUUUCUACUUCUUCACUCACCAUUCUUUCUCCCACUAAUUAUUUCUUCUUUUUUUUUCUCUCUAGUUUAUAUUUUCUUCUUCUUCUCAACCUCUCUGUAUACUUAAUUCACAAAAGAUCGAUGUCCACACAGCCAAAGAGCCCAUGGUCUAAGGUUGGCUCACAAGCAAGUUCUACCUAAUUUCCUUACUACUUCACAAUAUAUUCCGAUGUAACAGUUGCAUUUUCAACACAGCUGCCUCA